Messenger RNA from Rosa chinensis, 1158 nucleotides. Its product is annotated as probable polygalacturonase At3g15720. Gene Ontology annotation, molecular function: polygalacturonase activity. Gene Ontology annotation, biological process: carbohydrate metabolic process. The record is from RefSeq and is a predicted model, not a curated record. NCBI's taxonomy places the organism in Eukaryota, Viridiplantae, Streptophyta, Magnoliopsida, Rosales, Rosaceae. Bases 1 to 1158 code for a protein of 385 amino acids. The transcript has 10 exons.
AUGAGUAAUGUACUUGUGAGCUGUGUGUUAUUUUGCAUUCUUGCUUCAACAGAAUUUAGAAUUGGUUAUGGCCAAACGACUUAUAAUGUACUCGACCAUGGUGCAGUUGGAGAUGGCCAAAGAGAUGAUUCUGAAGCUUUCUUGAAAGCAUGGAACGCCGCAUGUCUAGAUAAAGGGACACCAAGACUUGUAAUACCAGGGGAGAAGACAUUUUUACUUCAACCUACCAAAUUCUCAGGUCCUUGCCAGUCCAGCUCCAUUCAGGUUGAGAUUUCGGGAAAAAUUGUGGCACCCAGUUCAGAGGCCUGGAAAGAGUGUGCAAACCCUUGGCUAGCCUUCUUCCAGGUGACCAACCUCAUCGUCAGUGGAUCAGGAGAAAUCAAUGGCCAAGGUUCCUCUUGGUGGGCUAAAUAUGACCAACUUAACUAUGUGAAUAAGGUGCAAUGCGAACGACCAAAGGCAUUAGGUUUCCGCCGAUGCGAUAAUCUUCAAUUAAGUGGACUUACUCAUGUUGACAGUCCAAAAACACAUAUUUCCAUAAAAUCUUGCAACAAUGCAACUGUCUCUUAUCUUACUAUUAGGGCACCUGAAGAUAGUCCGAACACAGAUGGAAUGGACAUAUCUAUGUCAAGCCAUGUCAAUAUUCAUGAUUGCAAUAUUGGAACCGGUGAUGAUUGUAUCGCCAUUAACAAUGCGUCAUUCUAUGUCAAUAUCAACAACAUCCAAUGCGGACCAGGUCAUGGAAUUAGCAUUGGAAGCUUAGGCCAAAAUGGAGCUUAUGAAACAGUAGAAGAGGUACAUGUACAAAAUUGCAGUUUCACUAGUACAAUGUAUGGAGCCAGAAUCAAGACAUAUCAGGGUGGUUCCGGAUAUGCUAGAAAGAUAUCGUAUGAACAAAUCGCCCUUAGAACUACUAGGAACCCCAUUAUUAUUGACCAAUUCUACUGUAAUGGUCACUUUUCUUACAUGAUACAGACUUCGGCCGUACGGGUGAGUGAAGUGACAUACAAUGGGUUUCAUGGAACUUCUGAGAACGAGCAAGCAAUUACAUUUAAUUGCAGCCAAAGUAUAAGUUGUGCCAACAUUGUGAUGAAUCAAGUGAGUAUCACUUCACCAGUUCCCAGUGAGCAGCUAGCUAAUUCAAUGACACCCAACUGA